CCAAUUUAAGGGAUGAAAGUGCACCUUUGGCCGACGUUGUGUUAUUUUAGUUGUCUGUCUCUCGUGACUACCAAUUCAAAAAUUUGUCUAAAAUAUUCUUCUUCAGACUAAAUCCAAAAGCUAACAAAAUCAGUCUAUCACAAAACUAUUAACAAGUUUUCGAGGACUCAAUUUAAGCGGAGUACGACCUCUUUCUGGCAACACUUAGUAGCAUGCAAAAGCAAGUUUUAUAUUCCAUAGCUUAUUUAUAAGGUUAUGCCUUUAAUUAAUUAAUUUUGGGGUAGAUCUUAAGCCAACGUAGGUAAUUUUCGAACUCAAUUCGAAAUUUUUAGUAAAAAAAGAUUUAAAGCAUGAAAACGCUGUAAAUAACUAUUUGUGGCUGCGAUCUAAGAAAAGAAGAGAAUGAACGGAAGAUUCUUGUUUCUGAAAGUUGUAAGUCUAGGAUUUUGAAUUUGGGAACAAAAAACUUACGACAAGCUUAUCUACUAAGAUCGUAACCGAGAUUUAAAAAUGACGGCAAGACAGACAUGGUCAUAUAUACUACCUUACCUUUCCGAUGAGUAUUUCUAUGUAUUGCAAAGAGUAAAUCUAAUGCAUUACCUGUCGCAGCCAAGUAACCACGGCAACGACACCCAAAGUCGAACGGCAAACAUAGAAAAUUUUUUCUUUAAAUUUAAAGAGCUAUGGCCGAGGAACUGCAAAAAGCGGGUUUAUUUAUUGAUGACAUUUAUAGGCUACGAGUUCAAGAUCCUCGUAUAGCCAAUGAGACGAAUGAGUUGCGCGAAGAAUGUUUGGAAUACGCUAAUAAGUUGCAAGAAUUUAAAAGUCUGGCCGAAGAGUUCCAUAAGUUACUUUAUAAUUAUGGUAAAGAUGUAGAAAAGGAAAAAUUAAGAGCCAUAGCCACGCAAAACCAAUUGAAGACUAUGGCCAAGCAACGCCUAGCGGAGCAGCAAAUGUAUCAGAGCAAAAUCCAUGAGAAAAAUCUGGAAUUGGAACGCUUAAAAAGUGAAUAUCAAUACUUGCAACGCAUUGAAUCGGAGCAGCAAGAAGUCAUCAAUUGCUUCCUAAUGAAUCAAUAAAUCGUUUUUCAACAAAAUUU
Messenger RNA from Glossina fuscipes, 1099 nucleotides. RefSeq names its product intraflagellar transport protein 20 homolog (gene IFT20). The coding region runs from base 684 to 1079 and encodes 131 amino acids. Lineage: Eukaryota; Metazoa; Arthropoda; Insecta; Diptera; Glossinidae. Gene Ontology annotation, cellular component: cilium; Golgi apparatus; centrosome. The record is from RefSeq and is a predicted model, not a curated record. The transcript has 2 exons. Gene Ontology annotation, biological process: centrosome localization; protein localization to cilium; intraciliary transport.